CUUGAUAGAAGAGUCACUAGAGGUGCCCUCGUUGGUAUGGGAGAGGCAAAUGCACACAACCCUAAGGUGCUCCUGUGUUGAUGAACAGGAGUUCUGACAGAAUCCAGCUUGACAGCAAACACAAAAUGGCGCUGAGUGUAGACUCCUCCUCAGGUAGAGAUGAACUAAGAAUUGUGCUGCUGGGGAAGACUGGAGUGGGGAAGAGUGCUUCAGGAAACACCAUCCUGGGAAAAAAAGUAUUCAGAGAGUUGCUUAGUGCUCGAUCAGUUACCAGUGUGUGUGAGAAACAAUCAGCUGAAGUCAGAGGGAAACAGAUCUCUGUGAUUGACACUCCAGGACUUUUUGAUACAAAUAUUCCUGACGUAGAGGUCAGGAAGGAAAUCGUUAAGUGCAUCACCAUGGCAGCUCCAGGUCCACAUGUCUUUCUCAUGGUUCUUACAGUGGGACGCUUCACACAAGAGGAACAACAUGCAGUGAAGAUGAUCCAAGAUCUGUUUGGUGAAGAAUCCAUAAGAUAUACCAUGGUGCUGUUCACCAGAGGAGAUGAUCUGUAUCAAAUGCAAGUGAGCAUUGAGGACUUUGUUAAAUCUUCUGAGUUUAUUUUACAAAACAUGAUUCACCAGUGUGCUGGUCAGUACCAUGUGUUCAAUAACAGAAAUCCUGAAGACCGCAGUCAGGUCACUGCUCUACUGGAGAAGAUUGACUCCAUGGUGGCAGUGAAUGGAGGGAGCUGCUACACUAAUCAGAUGUUCCAGCAAGUCGAGAAAGCUCUGAAAGAAGAAAAAGAGAGAAUACUGAUAGAGAGACAGAAGGAGAUAGAGAGAGAGAAAGAAGAACUGAAAGCUAAAUAUGAAGUUGAAAUUAUGAAAAUGAAAAAGGCAAUGGAGGAGAACAGGCAAAAUCUGGAAAACGAAUGGAGAGAAAAAGAAAAAGAGUUUCACAAGAGAGAAGCACAAGUUAAGAUGGAGAAAAAUGAACAACUCCGAAGAGAGAUGGAUGAUAAACUUAGAGCACAGCAAGAAGCUUUUAAUCAGGAAGUAGAAAGGAAACAGCAGACCCUUAAAGAAAAGAUGCAUGAAGACUUGGAACAAGAAAAAAAAAAGUACAAGAGAAAAAAAGAAAAGAUGUUGAAAGAGGCAGAGGACAAGGCUAGACUGCAAGCUGAAAAGGAAUUCUGCUAUAAACUGGAGAUGGAGGUGACUCAAGCCAGAGAGCAGGGCAAGAAAGAGGGGUAUGAGAGGGGAAAGAGAGAUGCUGAAAAAGGUUCUACAUCCUAUAAGUCAUGGGUAGGGCAACUAGCACAUGAAGGGUGCAAAUAUUUUGGCCCUGUAGGAGGUGCAGUAGGAGGACUUAUUGGUGGUAUUGUGGAUAAUUAUAUAAUACAUUAGUGAAAAAAACUUUUGUAUAUAAAAAACAAAAGACGGGAAGCAAGUCCAUAUUAAACCCCACAAUUUUGGUCUAUGAAACUAAACACCAAGCAAGAGAAAUACAAAUUUCAAUUUAAGAGUGUGUGGGUUCACAAAGCUUUCAUGAAUAAAACAAUAUCUGUACAAAGGACAAUACAUUUUCUUGUAGCAUUUAUAAACUGUACAGUAUAUUACAGUAAAAUUACAUUAUUGGUCCUAGUCCCAUGUAGUUAAAUUGAGAGCUUUUAAUAAUCAUUUCUGUUUUUUAGUGAAGGCUCAGUGAAAGUAGGAGGCCAAUUGCCGAAUAGCCACCUGAAAAUAUUACCUUUUUGAGGCUUUCAUGUUGCA
Molecule: messenger RNA, 1754 nt
Organism: Pygocentrus nattereri (red-bellied piranha)
Lineage: Eukaryota; Metazoa; Chordata; Actinopteri; Characiformes; Serrasalmidae
Product: GTPase IMAP family member 4-like
Exons: 3
Coding region: 81-1388 (435 amino acids)
Molecular function (GO): GTP binding
Source: RefSeq, a predicted model, not a curated record